CCAGAAAUGAUCGCCGUUUAUAGUGAAGCUGCGGUUGUCUGUUGCAUUGUGGGAGACACAUGAUGAUUGACGCUGACGCCAUUUUGUGUGCGUCCAUUGUGUGAGAAGAUAGUAAACAUCUGACAACACUCGCUGGUCCCGGCGAUAAAUUUACCUUUGGUGAUAAUUUGACGUCAUGGCUCGUACCAAGCAAACUGCUCGUAAGUCCACUGGAGGAAAGGCUCCUCGUAAGCAGCUGGCCACCAAGGCUGCCCGCAAGAGUGCUCCUUCCACUGGGGGUGUCAAGAAGCCCCAUCGUUACAGGCCCGGGACCGUCGCUCUGAGAGAGAUUCGUCGGUACCAGAAGUCCACUGAGCUGCUAAUCCGCAAGCUGCCCUUCCAGCGCCUGGUCAGGGAAAUCGCUCAGGACUUCAAGACUGAUUUGCGUUUCCAGAGCGCGGCCAUUGGUGCUCUACAGGAGGCCAGUGAGGCUUACCUGGUGGGACUAUUUGAGGACACCAACCUGUGCGCCAUCCACGCCAAGCGUGUCACCAUCAUGCCCAAAGACAUCCAGCUGGCCCGCCGAAUCCGUGGAGAGCGUGCUUAGAAAACAUGUGUUUGACAUCUGUCCCUUUGUUUUUUUUCCUUUGCCUGUCCUCCCUCUCCCCUACUGCUCCCUCACGCCUCCCUCAUCUCCUGUACUUCCCCAGCUUCUCAGUAGACUUUAGGCUACUUCUGACUAUUAAGGUAGUAUUCAGUUGACGUCUGGUCUCUCAGAGGUUUCUUUGGCUGUGUUUCAGUUUGGCAUACUCCCGUACUUUGCUCUUUUGGGAGACAAAAAUGCAGUGCACUGUCAGUACCCGGAGGUUGCUCUUAAGAUGGCGAGUGUGCAGCGAUAGACACUUACCACCCUUAAUAGUCCGCAUCAUUGCUUCAUAGCGGAAGGGCAGGGACUGACUUGAUAGAAUGGCGACUCAGGAGCAACCCGUAGUGGCGGGAACAUGUGAACAUAAGAAGAAGCGGGUAAAUAUUUCGAUUUUUAGUGCACAAUGAGUACGAGCAAGUGAUUGAUUUUGGAUACUUGCGUCAGUACACUUAAGUAAGCAUACUGUGGACAGAUGCUCCCGAGUGUAUGCAUUUUGACCGUGUCGUGUUGUCCCAAAUUUAUUACAGGAGAUGUGUACUUAAAGGAAUAUUUCACAAUAUUUACCUGCUUCUUCUCUUCUCCUUUAUCAUCCCAAUACAACAUCUGGCAGCUUUCCCCAGCCCACCCCACUUGGUUGCACAAUAAUUAAAAAUGAAUUUGUACUUAACGUUGUCGCUUUUUGUUUGGUAGUCCCUCCCUCCGCUGCGCAACCAAUGUGGCGACUGUUGAAGGUGGCGAGUGUCUAGCACUGCGCACUCUCCAUUUGGUGCGUGUUGAGUGCAACUGACAGUGCACUCAAAGACAAAAUGUCAAGUAUGGAAGUAUGCAAAAGGAGACACAGCCUUUGUAUUCACAAAAUUCUUUUUAGGGUAUCUUUUUCGUGCAUGUACGAGGUUUGAAGAUCAGACAAGCACUGCUACACACAUUCAGCUAUGCCGGGUUUGAGGGCGGUGGCCACCUAGGUUCUUCCGACGGGGGCGGGAUCAGAUGGGCUAGUCUGCUUAAGGGGAGCUGCAACUUCCACAGCAGGGUGCUAUUAAAACUAGUCCUGACACUUCUGACUUUUGUAAUCACACUUCUGCCCUCACUCCCACGCAUCCAUCCCCCACAAGCAGCUUUUCAAAGUACAUCUUUGCCUCUGUAUAACGUGCACGGGGAGUGUUUCUGUGUGCACGUGUGAACUCUGAUCUUUUUACCUGGCUCUAAUCGACAAGCAAAGAUCUCUUGGUUACUUAAGAUAUUGUGCAUAUGGUGUCUUUUUUUUUUUUUAAACAUAUAAAUCAUAAUCCCUUCCACUUUAGAAUUCAAAGCGCUGGGGGAAACCUAGUGGCAUUGCUAACAUGGUGAAGUCGUUUCUGUUAUGUCCUCCUUUUACAGUAAUGUGUUUAGAACAUCUGUACUGACAAUACAGGUUGUAUUUUAAUUGCA
Dunckerocampus dactyliophorus (ringed pipefish) is the source of this 2053-nucleotide messenger RNA. RefSeq names its product H3 histone, family 3C (gene h3f3c). The transcript is spliced from 4 exons. Lineage: Eukaryota; Metazoa; Chordata; Actinopteri; Syngnathiformes; Syngnathidae. Gene Ontology annotation, molecular function: protein heterodimerization activity; structural constituent of chromatin; DNA binding. The record is from RefSeq and is a predicted model, not a curated record. Gene Ontology annotation, cellular component: nucleosome. Bases 176 to 586 code for a protein of 136 amino acids.